Molecule: messenger RNA, 867 nt
Organism: Puma concolor (puma)
Lineage: Eukaryota; Metazoa; Chordata; Mammalia; Carnivora; Felidae
Source: RefSeq, a predicted model, not a curated record
AUGGGCAACAUCAGUGGAUCUGCUUUGAGAACUCAUACUGGAGAAAAACGCUAUGAGUGUGGUGAAUGUGGAAAGGCUUUCAGCCAAAGUACAUGCCUCACACAACAUCAGAGGAUUCAUACAGGAGAGAAACCUUAUGAAUGCAAUCAGUGUGGGAAGGCCUUUAGCCAAAGUUCACAUCUAACUCUGCAUCAGAAAACUCAUACUGGGGAGAAACCCUAUGAGUGUAAUCAGUGUGGCAAAGCCUUUAUUCAGAGCUUUCAACUUACUCUGCAUCUAAGAACUCAUUCUGGAGAGAAACCUUAUGAAUGUACCGAACGUGGUAAAACCUAUAGUCAUAGCUAAUCUCUAAUGCAACACAAGAGGAUUCAUACUGGAGAAAAACCCUUUGAAUGUAAAGAAUGUGGGAAAGCCUUUACCCAGAGCAUUCAGCUUACUUUACAUCUGAGAACACAUACUGGAGAAAAACCCUAUGAAUGUACUGAAUGUGGCAAAGCCUAUAGUCCUAGGUCACAUCUUACUCAACACCAGAGAAUUCAUACUGGAGAGAAACCCUAUAAAUGCAAAAAAUGUGACAAAUCUUUCAGCAGAAGUACACACUUUAAUCAACAUCAAAGAAUUCAUACUGAAGAGAAACCCUACAAGUGUAAAGAGUGUGGGAAAACCUUUGGUCAGAGUGCAUAUCUGACUCAACACCAGAGGAUGCAUACUGGGGAAAACCCCUAUCAAUGUAAGGAAUGUGGAAAGGCCUUCACUGUAAAUGCAUAUCUUGCUCAACAUCAAAGGAUUCAUAAGAGAAAGGAACCUUUAUUAUGUGCCAAUCACAAAGAAAUUCUGACUGGAGAGAAAUUCAGCAAAUGUUUUUAA